AUGGUCAAGUUUACUCACCAGCUGUCUUGCUGGGCUAUCCUCCUUGUCUUGUUGCUUUGCCAAGUACUCGACGCUGCAGACCUUGGUGACGAGCCCAAGACGCCCGCAGGCGAGCUUCAAAUUCGUCUUGAUUGGCCGUUAGCCAAAAAAAGCGAAAGUGGACAAGCAGCCAGACUCACGUGGUUAUUUUCAACUCACAUCACUUUCAACGAGCCAGUCAAGGAUAUCUCAAGGGCACAGCUCGGUGGCCUAGCCCAGAAUGCGUACCUGGAGAUGGAGACUGACAUCAAGCAAUACGGUGUUAAGUACAAGCCAGGGAAAAAGAUCUUGGCGAUGCCUGGUGUUAUUACCUUGUUGGCUUUCGAUAAUGAGAUUAUCUUGAGCUCCUCCAUGCGGGGCCCCAAUCUCAUCACAGGCUUUGAGGAUACUUCCCUAUGGGCGCGGCUCAAUAUGUGCGACGAACUUUACAAACAAUACAUCGACGAAAAUGAUGUGAGAGGCCAUAAGAAUGAGCGAUCGUGUGGAGAGAUUAUGGCCCUACACCAAUACCUUAAAAGAUAUCCUGAGAGGGACAUGCAAGAGCUCGCCGCUAGGGACCCAAAGGUCAUUAUGACCACUGUCACCCAGCCGAACAAACAGCCCAUCAAGAUCAUUAAGCCUUGCGGAACAGAUGAGGUUAGUGAGACACAUUAUCUAAAGUUUUAUGAUGAUACUAAUUACUUCUUUAAGGAGGGCGCUCAUGGCUGUGACCUGCUGGUAGGAGGAUUUCGCGACAACGACGGUAAUGAAAUUGAAGGCCCAAUCGCAGAUUAUAUUCCUCAGGAUUCCCCGAUAGACACAGACUUUGAACUCGAGGACUUGGCUGGUGGCGUUAAAGAUAUUGACCAGAUAGGGUCGUUGUGCGACUAG
This is a messenger RNA of Fusarium venenatum, 909 nucleotides long. The record is from RefSeq and is a predicted model, not a curated record. Lineage: Eukaryota; Fungi; Ascomycota; Sordariomycetes; Hypocreales; Nectriaceae.